AUGAUUGAUGCUCUCCAGGAUCUGACCAUGGAAACUCAGCCGAAAACACAGCCAGUGAAAACAGCUGUAUCCGCUGUCUGUAAAAUCCCGCUGCUCUUUGUGCUCCUGUACCUCUUUGUGUGCUCACUUGACAUUUUAAGCUCUGCCUUCCAACUGGCUGGAGGCAGGGUAGCAGGAGAUAUCUUCCAGGAAAAUGCCAUCCUGUCUAACCCAGUGGCAGGGCUGGUGGUGGGAAUACUUGUGACAGUGUUAGUCCAAAGCUCCUCCACCUCCACCUCCAUCAUAGUCAGCCUUGUCUCUUCUGGUUUACUGGAUGUUCAGUCAGCCAUUCCAAUCAUCAUGGGCUCCAACAUCGGAACAUCCGUCACCAGUACCAUUGUUGCUCUAAUGCAGGCUGGGGAGAGAGAUGACUUUGAAAGGGCAUUUGCUGGAGCUACAGUCCACGACUGUUUUAACUGGUUGUCUGUCUUGGUGCUCCUCCCUCUGGAAGCUGUGACUGGCCUUUUGAGGCGACUGUCAAAGGCUGUGGUCGACACACUACAGCUCAGUACUGGAGAAGAAGCUCCUGAACUUCUUAAAGUCCUCACUGAGCCGCUCACUAUGAUGAUUAUCCAGCUGGAUCGUUCAGUCAUUACAGCCAUCGCUACAGGAGACCAGAGUGUGAGGAACAAGAGUUUGGUGAAACAGUGGUGUCAAGCCCCAACCGUGAAGGACAAUGAAACAUCCUGGGGAACACACAACCUUUCCGAACACACACAGAAAUGUAGGCAUCUCUUUGUGAACUGCUCUUUGUCAGACUUGGCCAUAGGUCUGAUCCUCCUGGCUUGCUCCCUGAUGGUACUGUGCAGCUGUCUGAUACUACUGGUUAAACUACUCAAUUCUCUGCUGAAGGGCCAGGUGGCCAGUGCUAUUAAUAAAGUUGUUAAUACAGAUUUCCCCUACCCUUUUACCUGGCUGACAGGUUAUCUGGCUCUAUUAGUAGGAGCAGGCAUGACCUUUUUGGUUCAGAGUAGUUCUGUCUUCACCGCCGCCAUCACUCCUCUCAUAGGGAUUGGUGUGAUCAGUAUUGAAAGAGCCUACCCUUUAACCCUGGGGUCCAACCUUGGAACCACUACAACAGCUACACUGGCAGCAUUGGCUAGUCCGGGAGAUAAGCUAGCUGCUGCCACACAGGUUGCCAUAUGUCAUUUUCUCUUUAACCUCCUUGGUAUCCUGCUGUGGUAUCCCAUACCAGUCACCCGCUUACCCAUACGCAUGGCUUGUGCCCUUGGCAGCCAAACUGCCAGGUACCGCUGGUUUGCUGUUUUGUACCUCCUCCUCUGCUUCCUGCUGCUCCCAUCCCUUGUGUUUGCCCUCUCCAUGGCUGGUUGGAAGGUGAUGACUGGAAUUGGCGUACCUGUCAUUAUGUUGAUUAUAUCUGGUGCAACAGUAAACAUGCUUCAGGCACGCAGACCUGAUUGUUUGCCACUUAGACUACAGAACUGGGACUUUCUUCCGAUUUGGAUGACCUCGCUGCAGCCCCUUGAUGAUGUCAUCACAAGGAUGACCCUGUGGUGCAGGCAGGGAAGAGGUUGGAGUUGCAAAGGAAAUGAUGGCCCAGUAACAUCACUGGAGGGCAUUAAUGUCAACCCUGAGAGAAAAGUCAGGGAGAAAAGGAGUCAGAGUGGGGACAGACAGGAGAAUGAUAAGAGCUGGCAGAAACAAAAAGGACUGGACGAACUUGGAUGUUGUGAUCUACAGUACAAUGAGGAAGACAACACAGCAAUCAAUGGGUCUUCAGAGAAUAACAUAUUUAACUUGGUUGCACUAGGUGAUGUUAUCACAGAGAUCCUCAACAUAUCACUGCCUCAGGAGAGGGUUCCCACUUGCUUCGAGACAGCCACCAUCAUUCCUGUACCUGAAAAGUUUGCAGUGCCUAGUCUCAAUGUCUGCCUCCCUGUGGCACUCACCCCCAUUCUGAUGAAGGGCUUUGAGAAACUACUUCUGCAGCACAUAAAGAACAACAUCCCAGCCUGGACCCUCACCAGUUUACUUUCAGAAAACGGCUGA
Messenger RNA from Micropterus dolomieu (smallmouth bass), 2049 nucleotides. RefSeq names its product sodium-dependent phosphate transport protein 2A-like. Gene Ontology annotation, biological process: intracellular phosphate ion homeostasis; sodium-dependent phosphate transport. The coding region runs from base 1 to 2049 and encodes 682 amino acids. The record is from RefSeq and is a predicted model, not a curated record. Gene Ontology annotation, cellular component: apical plasma membrane; brush border; vesicle. The transcript is spliced from 14 exons. NCBI's taxonomy places the organism in Eukaryota, Metazoa, Chordata, Actinopteri, Centrarchiformes, Centrarchidae. Gene Ontology annotation, molecular function: sodium:phosphate symporter activity.